AUGUUCUGUUGUUUUCUAAAAGGUAUUGGCAUUAUUGGCAAUUAUACCAGUAUAAAAUCUUUAAACGUAUUUAAAUCAUUAAUUCAAUGUGGUAUUAUGAAAGGUGAUAUUAUAAAAAUUUUUACAUUGGUUCGACAAAAGGAUUCAAAAGAUAUUUACGAAUAUUAUCUGGAAUAUUUUCGAAAUGAUACCGAUUUUCAAUAUAGCAAUCAAGCCAAAAUUAAACGAAAUUAUCUUGAUGAUCCAACAGCAUCAAUAUCAAUUGAAAUUGAAUUAGAAGAAUGUGAAGAUCCAAAUGAUAAUAAAAAUGAAUCAGAAAGUACGACAUUUUUUCUUUACGUAUCUCGAAAAAAAAAUGAACUCUAUCAAUUCUGUCAAAGUUUCAGAUACUGGAAUGCCCGUCCGUAUACCAAUCGUGAAAAUUUAACAACAUUACCGGUUACAAAUAUUGUUGUACAUGCAUUAGAAGGUUUGAAUUCAAUUAUGAAUGACCAAGAUUGUAUUGCUCAAAUAAAAGGACUUCAAGAUUAUGACAUGGAUAUAGAAAAUUGGGCUGAUAUUGGUUAUAAUUUUCUUCUGUGUGAUGAUAGUGGUGACCAACAACAAAUUUAUACAGGCAGAGGAUGGAAAUUUACUGGUGCACAUUGUAUAAGUUAUAAUAAACGAUCAUUGGGUAAAAAUGAAUUCCUCUUUUAA
Messenger RNA from Rotaria sp. Silwood2, 696 nucleotides. The record is from the annotation of a GenBank genome assembly. Lineage: Eukaryota; Metazoa; Rotifera; Eurotatoria; Philodinida; Philodinidae.